AUGGUUGGACCCUUUGUGCAGGGUCUGUUUUUGAUCGGCAUCAUCUACUGGUACUCCAAGGGGAUGAUGUCGAUGAUCAACGACUACUACCGCUCCGAGUUUCAGCGCAAGUUGCAGACGGAAUCGGCGCCGCAGACCAAGGCUGAGGUUCCCGUCAAUGUGGACAACUUCAUGGAUUACGUCAGGCAGUUGGACCCCCCCGACGAGAUGGAGGCGAGCUAUACUCCAAGGGAGGGAUCUAUAUCACCGAUUGUAGGAAAGGCUUAUAGCCAUACACUCCUACGCUUUUUGGAGAUCACCGGCACUUUGCCAGCCAUUGAUGUUUGCCUUAACUUGAGCAGCAUAAGGUAGAUUAUAGAGUUACCUAUACUAAAGUUAAUUUAUUAAGUGUAUUUUAUAUGACUUUCGUAUAAUGAAUAUUCAUAAAACACUAUCUCUGCAUA
This is a messenger RNA of Drosophila kikkawai, 443 nucleotides long. It is a transcript of the gene Xport-B, whose product is annotated as exit protein of rhodopsin and TRP B. The record is from RefSeq and is a predicted model, not a curated record. NCBI's taxonomy places the organism in Eukaryota, Metazoa, Arthropoda, Insecta, Diptera, Drosophilidae.